AUGCUGGAUAUCAAUAUCUUCAGUGCAGAGAAAGGCUUCGAUUCCAUGCGCAUCCGCGAGUCUCAGUACUGCCGCUUCACAAGCGUCAAGGUCAUCGAUGAGAUCAUUAGCUUUGCCAAAGAAUGGCAGCAGUGUAUGCAUCCCAGACUUCCUCUCUUCUUAGCUCUAUGGCUAACUCUUCUCAUUUCGAUCUUGGUGAAGAAGGAUGCGACGGAGAUGAUAAAUAGCACUAAUGGGAACAAGAAAUUGACUAUAACCUCUCUUUAUGGUGGACUUUUGGAGUUCCUUUUUGUAGUUGAAAGCAUUGAUGAUCCAGCUUACCAUGCUAUAUCUAGUUUAAUCUCAGAAUUCAAGAAAGCUUAUCAAACAAGCACAAAACGUGUAGCCCUCCCUUCUCUUGUCACACUUAAGUUUCACCCUCUACUUGCAAAUUCAGUUUCCUUGAUAUGUAAAGAUUGUGUGGCUGGUCUCUCAACAACAUGGAGUCAGAAAAUUCAUAAUCAGUUAUUUGGUGCUGAGAAAAUGCAUAAGGGCAGCAAGUAUGUGUUAUUUCUGGAUGAUGAUGUUAGACUGCAUCUUGGAUCAGUUGGAGCUCUAACUGCAGAAAUGGAGAAAAUUCCUGAGAUAUUUAUUCAAACUGGAUAUCCUCUUGAUCUGCCUUCUGGAAGCUUGGGAAGCUAUUGCAUUUAUGAAUAUGACAUGCCUUGUUCAAUGGGAUUUGCAACUAGUGGGAAGACAUUUUUCCUAUGGAGUGGCUAUAUAAUGAUGCAUGCAGAUGAUUUUAGAAAAGAUUCACAUGGUGUUGUUAGUGGACUGAGAGAUGGUGGAUAUUUUGAUGACAUGACUCUUGCUGCAAUAGCUAGUAAUUUCUUGCUUCAUAUGCAUGACUUGAAAAUCCAUUUAUUUUUACAUGCUGUAAGUGAAAUAAGCAAAAAAUAAUAGUAAUAAAAUAAAAAAGGCUUCACUGAUGAACUCAAUUCUUCCAUCUAAUACUCAUGCAUAUGAUGAUUGCACGCAUCAAAUCUGUACAUAUGGUCCUAACUGUGCAUGAACUGCAUAUGGCAGAUUAGAUAUGAUCAAGUGACCAUUUUUCCCAUGCAGAUGCAUUCUAAUGUUUCUAAUUAAUUUUCUAAAAUUAUCCAAAUGUUAUAAAUCCUAAUAAUAUUCAUGCCGUUUAGAUGCAUAACCCACACUUCCUUAUCAGGGAAAACAAAAAUUAUUUCUUCACCAUUAGUUGUUGUCUUUCCUCAUCCUCUUGCUAGUGACCUAAGCUUUGCUAGGUAAUCAAAUUCAAUUUAGUAUUUCUGAUCAGCUCAUCCAUAACCAUGUCAUAUUUAUUAUACUAAUCCUGUUCAGGUUCCGAAUUUACUAAUGAAACAAACUUUUUUUCUAGAGCUAACAUCUUGAUUGUUAACUGGUCAUGCCAUCCUUGCUAUUCUUCUCUU
Messenger RNA from Dioscorea cayenensis subsp. rotundata (Guinea yam), 1445 nucleotides. RefSeq lists its product as uncharacterized. Gene Ontology annotation, molecular function: ceramide glucosyltransferase activity. The transcript has 9 exons. The coding region runs from base 1 to 939 and encodes 312 amino acids. The record is from RefSeq and is a predicted model, not a curated record. Gene Ontology annotation, biological process: glucosylceramide biosynthetic process. Lineage: Eukaryota; Viridiplantae; Streptophyta; Magnoliopsida; Dioscoreales; Dioscoreaceae. Gene Ontology annotation, cellular component: membrane.